Dibothriocephalus latus is the source of this 648-nucleotide messenger RNA. Lineage: Eukaryota; Metazoa; Platyhelminthes; Cestoda; Diphyllobothriidea; Diphyllobothriidae. The record is from the annotation of a GenBank genome assembly.
UUUGAAGAGCCGCCACUACUCGACACCUCACGUCCCCCACCGAGGAAUAAGGUCAAACUACCUCUGUCUCAGAAGCUGCCGCCUCAGUCCCCCACACAUCUGGAAAGCCUGGCCCAGUCCAGUCUCCGAAGCAUUUACGAGAGCGUUGGUGAAAACGAAGAUGCCCCCGUGCCCUCUGUCACUCCGGUCUCCCCGGCCUACCGUCUCAGCAGCCUGCUCUCUAUGCAGCGGCUUUCGGUUAAUGCAGACAUCCAGAGUCCCCCCAUGUCCGACAGCAUGUGUAUGAUCGUGUCUAAUAACAAUUCUGCUCGCGCCUCCAUAGAGCACUCGCCCUGCUGGGUAGCCAAAAACAGUAACCGUAACAGAACCCUCCUUCGGCCGCAGGCGGUGGCCGCCUUGGACAGCGCAGAUUUCGAUCCCUGUUCCCUCAACUCCAACUCCCUAACUAUGCGACCAAGAGGAGUAAAUCUGAUAACUAACUGGAGGGAGUCCGCCCUGAGUUUUCAGAAUCUGGAAGCCGAUGAUGAGCCGGAGGACAGCGAAGCAAAUUACCAUGAGAAAGAAAAGGAGGCCCUGUUGCCACCCUCCCUAGAAGACCAAGUAUUUUCCUUGCCAAACACUGCAUCACCUCACAUGGGAACAGCAUAA